CACACACACACACACACAAACAAAAUCCCGUUAGUAAUAAGCAAUUAGAGGAAAAACUCACAUGAAGUAGUUAUUUAUCUAGGAAAGUAUAUGGUGUAUUUUUAUGUUGGAUGGGUGCUACGGCUCUAAUCCACUUGCUGAAACACUGCUUUUUUAUUCCUUUCUUGUAGUUGUCAUGGAUGAUGAUGAUGACUCGUGUCUCCUUGAUCUUAUUGGAGACCCACAAGCAUUGAACUAUUUUCUACAUGGACCUAGUAGUAAAUCUAGCAAUGAUGACUUGACUAAUGCAGGAUAUUCUGCAGCCAAUUCAAAUUCAAUUUUCGCCAACUCUAGUAAUGCUGAUCCUAAGUCAUCCCUCAAAGCUGUGAGCAGCCAGCUUGGAGAAGGGCCCAGUGAUGGACUGCCGCUUUCCAGCAGCCUUCAGUUUCUGGAAGAUGAGCUUGAGUCUUCUCCUCUUGCUGAUCUCAGUGAGGACCAACCCUUCGACAUUCUUCAGAAAUCCUUGCAGGAGGCCAAUAUCACCGAGCAGACGCUGGCCGAAGAGGCGUAUUUGGACGCCAGCAUAGGCUCCGGCCAGCAGUUUGCACAGGCUCAGCUUCAUCCCUCUUCAUCAGCAUCCUUUACUCAGGCUUCUAAUGUUUCUAAUUACUCAGGUCAGACGCUGCAGCCGGUAGGGGUGACUCACGUGCCCGUCGGAGCAUCGUUUGCAAGCAAUACAGUGGGUGUGCAACAUGGCUUUAUGCAGCACGUGGGGAUCAGCGUUCCCAGCCAGCAUUUGUCUAAUAGCAGUCAGCUUAGUGGUUCUGGUCAGAUACAAUUAAUAGGGUCAUUUGGUAAUCAACCUUCCAUGAUGACUAUUAAUAACCUAGAUGGAUCGCAAAUCAUAUUAAAGGGCAGCGGGCAGCAAGCCCCAUCCAAUGUGAGUGGAGGGCUUCUGGUUCAUAGACAGACUCCUAAUGGCAACUCCUUGUUUGGGAACUCGAGUUCCAGUCCCGUAGCACAGCCUGUGACCGUUCCAUUUAACAGCACAAAUUUUCAAACAUCUUUACCUGUGCAUAACAUCAUCAUACAAAGGGGUCUUGCACCAAAUUCAAAUAAAGUUCCAAUUAAUAUCCAGCCAAAGCCCAUCCAGAUGGGUCAGCAAAAUACGUACAAUGUGAACAGUCUGGGAAUACAGCAGCAUCACGUGCAGCAAGGCAUCUCUUUCGCCUCUGCAAGCUCACCCCAGGGCUCAGUAGUUGGUCCGCACAUGUCUGUGAACAUCGUAAACCAACAGAACACAAGAAAACCAGUCACCUCACAGCCAGUGAGCAGCGCUGCGGGGAGCAUCGUCAUUCACUCUCCCCUGGGCCAGCCUCACACCCCCCAGAGUCAGUUCCUCGUACCUACAAGCCUUUCCGUCAGUUCCAACUCGGUACACCACGUCCAGACCAUAAACGGGCAACUUCUUCAGACUCAACCUUCUCAGCUCCUUUCGGGCCAGGUGGCCUCAGAGCAUGUCAUGUUGAACAGAAACCCUUCCAACAUGCUCAGGACCAACCAACCCUACUCCGGACAGAUGCUCAACAACCAGAACACCGUCCAGUUAGUGUCCGGGCAGACGUUUGCCGCCUCUGGAAGCCCAGUGAUAGUCAAUCACGCCUCUCCUCAGAUUGUUGGUGGACAGAUGCCCUUGCAGCAGGCGUCACCAACAGUGUUACACCUGUCACCUGGGCAAAGCAGCGUCUCCCAAGGAAGACCAGGCUUCGCCGCCCUGCCCCCCGCGACAAGCAUGUCAGGGCCCAGUCGGUUCCCUGUCAGCUCACCCAGCACUGCCCAUCCUAGCCUUGGGUCUGCAGGCCAGGCGGGUGCGUCAGGAUCCAGCUUCACAGGAGAUCAGCUGACCCAGCCGAACAGGACUCCAGUGCCGGUCAGUGCGUCCCAUCGUCUUCCAGCCGCUUCUUCCAAACCUACCAGCACCUUCAGUAACGCCCCUGGAGCAGGAACCCAGCAACAGUUCUUCUGUCAGGCUCAGAAAAAAUGUUUGAAUCAGACUUCCCCCAUUUCUGCUUCCAAGACCCCCGAUGGCCUGAGGCAAGCACAGAUGCCUGGCCUCUUGAGCACCGCACUGCCAGGACAGGAUUCUGGGAGCAAAGUUAUACCAGCGUCCUUAGGAAUCGCACAACCACAGCAGGAGAAAGUAGUUGGAGCGUCUCCUGGCCAACCAGCUGUGCAGGUGGAUGGUCAUUCCGGAGGACACAAGAGGCCCGCUGCAAAACAGCUGACUAAAGGAGCUCUCAUUCUCCAGCAGGUGCAGAGGGACCAAGCCCACGCCGUGACGCCCGAUAAAAGUCAGUUCCGAUCACUCAGUGACGCGGUGCAGAGGCUGCUCUCCUACCACGUGUGCCAGGGCUCCAUGCCCACGGACGAGGACCUGAGGAAAGUCGACAAUGAAUUUGAAACAGUUGCCACUCAGCUCCUGAAAAGGACCCAAGCUAUGCUUAACAAGUACAGAUGCCUGCUCCUAGAAGACGCCAUGCGUAUUAAUCCUUCUGCUGAGAUGGUGAUGAUCGACAGAAUGUUCAACCAGGAGGAGAGAGCAUCUCUGUCCCGGGACAAGCGGCUGGCACUUGUGGACCCUGAGGGCUUUCAGGCCGAUUUCUGUUGCUCCUUCAAACUUGACAAAGCUGCGCCCGACCCGCAGCUGGGGAGGAGUGACCAGCAUGGCAGCAAAAGCACCAGCUCCCUCCAUGCGACGGCCCGGGCCCCGGGCAGAGACCGAGCCAAGCCGGGCGCGGCGGACCCCGCGAACCCCGACCCGCUUCAUCUAGUGCCUAACCACAUCGUGGUCUCCGCGGAAGGAAACGUUUCUAAAAAGGCCGAGUGCCCGGGCAGGGCGCCCAAGUGCGACAGAGCCGGCUCGGCGCAGGCCCGGGGCGCGCCCGAGGAGAAGGCCGGCCGG
Molecule: messenger RNA, 2941 nt
Organism: Miniopterus natalensis
Lineage: Eukaryota; Metazoa; Chordata; Mammalia; Chiroptera; Miniopteridae
Source: RefSeq, a predicted model, not a curated record